CGUGCAGCUCCCACGGACCCCGACCGCGAGCCGUGCGUGCAGGAAGGCUCGGGGCAGCGCGGGCCGCGCGCGGGGAAGGAGGCGGAGGGAGCAGGCGGCGGAGGAGGGCGCAGGGGAGGAGGAGGAGGAGACACAUGCGCGCUGCCGCCGCCGCCGCAGCAGUCCGCGGCUGCCCGGGGACAGGAAACCUUCAAGACUGAGCCGCCGCGGCCGCCUCCCGUCCGCCCCCAGCCGCGCGCCUGCCCGCAGCCUGCUCGCCUGCUGCCGGCGUCUCUCCGUGGAGCACCCUAGGGACUCGGCAGCGGCUGCCGAGGGGAAAAGCUGCGACCCCCCCCGCAGGAGCGGCGGGGCGGGGUGGGGGGGCGCGGGCGAAGAUGGCGACGCCGGCAAGCGAACCCCAACCUUUCGUCCCUGCCCUCUCGGCGGCUAGCCUGCACCCUCAUCAUCACCCUCACCACCACCACCACCAUCACCACCACCACCACGGGGGCACCGGGGCUGGCGGCGGGACUGGCGGCGGCGGUGGCGGCGGCGGCAGCGGCGGGGGCUUCAACCUGCCCUUGAACCGGGGUCUGGAGCGCGCGCUGGAGGAGGCGGUCCACUCCGGGGGCUUGAACCUCAGUGCCAGGAAACUGAAGGAAUUUCCCAGGACCGCGGCCCCCGGCCACGACCUCUCGGACACGGUGCAGGCAGAUUUAUCUAAAAACAGACUGGUUGAAGUUCCAAUGGAAUUGUGCCAUUUCGUAUCACUGGAAAUUCUUAAUCUGUAUCACAAUUGCAUCCGAGUCAUUCCCGAGGCCAUCAUCAACCUGCAGAUGCUGACUUACUUAAACUUGAGGUAGGUUAACUGUGAACUGUGUCAGGUUCAAUGAAGAAAGACAACAUAGUUUUGCUUUUUUUUUUUUUUUUCUGUCAUUUUCCCUCUUUGCAAUUCCUUGACCAUUCUUAGAAAUAAGCCACCAUGGAGAUCAUUUAAGAAAUACCUUUUUGUAAUGAAUUUAUAGUGCCUUUAAUACUGCUGUUGGUACUAGACUUUCUGAAUGUCAUAUGACAAGAUUUUUUGAAAAUGAUUUACAUUGUAUUAAUCUUUCUUUAAUUGGAAUUUGUAAGGUUGUAGGCAUGCCAUUUUCAGAAACUAAGGUAGAUUUUGUCAGAUCAGAGGGAAGGGUAAGGGAGAUGACAAAGAUUAUGAAUUCCAGGUUCUUGGCUUCAGCUUCGUCUACUCCCAGCUGUUGCAGGCACUGGGGAAUGAAGCAGUGGAUAGAAGAUUCUCUCUCUCUCUCUCUCUCUGUCUCUGGACUUUCAAGUAAACAAGUAAAAUAGAAAUUGAUUAAUUAAUUUUUGAAAGGUAUUCAUGGGGGCCAGUACUGUGGUAUAAUAGAUUAAGCCUCUACCUGCAGCACCAGCAUCCCGUACGUACAGUUCAUGUACCGGUUCAAGUCCUGGCUGCUCCACUUCUGAUCCAGCUCUCUGCUAAUGGCCUGGGAAAGCAGUGGAAGAUGGCCCAAGUCCUUGGACCCCUGCACCCACGUGGGAGACUCAAAAGAAGCUCCUGGCCCCUGACUUUAGAUUGGCCCAGCUCCAGCUAUUGGCUGCCCUUUGGGGUGUUGUUUUCUUUGGGGAGUUGUUUCCUUUGGUGAUGAGACCUCUCUCUCUCUCUCUCUCUCUCUCUCUCCCUCUCUCCUUAUCGAUGUCUGGAUCUCUGCCUCUCAAAUAAAUAAAUAAAUCCUUAAAAAAUAAAAAAGGCAUUGAAGAGCUAAGACAAAUUUUAAAAGCGAGAAACAAAAUGUGGUGAGUCUCUAGGUGUUCUUGAUAACAUUGAGCCCAUUCACUGUAAGCCUCCCAAAGAAAGUUAAGGAACAGAAAGUCACUCUAGCCAUCGAUAAAGUUUGCUCUGUUAUAGCCUGCUAAAGUCAGUCUGUGCUCUCGGAGGACGGUUUAACGCUUUGACUCCCAGAGUGUGCAUGACAUAGGUUAAGUAACAUAUCAGCAACCCUGGUAGCCCUGGAGUGGGGUAAGUAAGUGACUCUAAGGCCUUGUUUUAGGUUUUCAAGCUGAGUGGUGCUUUGGUCACAUUCUGGCUCCUUACUUCCAAAAUCCUUGCCUCGAGUUUGGGAUUUCAGAAGAGAGAGUGGAACUGUUUUAUCAAACUCUCUCUAUUAUGAAAAUGAGCCCAUAGAGUUCACGCAUGUCAGUUCUAUCAUCUUCGUGCAGAGGGUGGCACCUGAAGAAUCCCAGGGGCCAGCGUCGUGGAGCAGCUUGCGAUGCUGGUGUCCCAUAUCGGAGCGCAAGUUUGCCUUCUGUGUAUUCUGCUUCCAAUCCAGCUUCCUGCCAAUGCACCCUGGAAGGCAGCAGAUGAUGGCCCAUGUGCCUGGGCCCCUGCCACUCAUGUGGGAGACCUGGAUGGAGUGCCUGGCUCUUGACUUCAGGCAGGCUCAGAGCUGCCUAUUAGGAAGUGAACCAGUGGAUGAAAGCUCUCUGUCCCUCUCUCCUUUCAACUCUCUCCUUUUCUCCCCCCUCCCCACCCUCUGCAUUUCAAAUAAAUAAAUAAGUUUUAAAAAGAAACCUUAGAAUUCCAAUGCACUUGGUAGGGCAUCACUUUAUGAAAGAAACAAAAGAGGAUUUUUUUUGGGUGAGUUACUGAGAAUUAGGAGGCUUUUCCAAUGCUUUUUAUUGCAGCUAAAAAAUUGGUUUCCUUUGCAUAUCCAUAAAAGUGCGUAUGUUUUUCAUCAGAAUUGCAAAAAAAAAAAAAAAAAAAAAAGAAGAAGAAGAAGAAGAAACAAAAAACCUAGGCUUGUUUGUAAGCGGUUUAAUUUCUUUUCCACAAAUAAGAUAUAGGUUACUGUUAGGGUGAUCAAAAGGCUCAUAUAUCUGAUCCUCAAUUUUGCAGGUUCCAAUUCAUCUGACUGUUUUUUUUCCCUGCUGUUUCUGCCACAGUGGAAUGUCAGCUACCUUGGAGUGGCCUAGUGGAACUACCCAUAAUGGUGUUUGUAGAUUUUGGUUCAGUGUCUCCCUUAGAUAUCUAUCCUGUAUUCCCAACCCCCAAAAGGAAACUAUUCCCAAAACCUACAGAGCAGUCACAUAUCUCCCCACUUUUGUCUUGCUGUGGCAUUUCUGUCCCUAUUGGUUCUACAGGCAAUAAGUAAAUUAAUUUAACUGGAUUGUUGUGUUAAGUCUGUGUGAGCUGAGCAGCUUCUGGGUGUGGAUGGUAGUGUUCUUCUAGGAUGCUACAGAGUAUAAAAUUUUUAAAACAAAAACGCUAGAUAAUAAUAUAAUCUUAAAAUUUAUUUCAUACUUUUAAAGCAUUAGUAACACUUGUUAUGGUAUGGUGAUUUUUUUGUUGUUCUACAUAGUUGAAAGUCGAUUGCUGCUAUCUGUAGAUGAGUAGGAAGAGUAAGAUGGAACAUGGAUCUCAGAAUGCUUUAAUGCGAGGACAUAGGGAAGUCGUUGAUGCUGAUCAUGUCCCAAGAAGACCUUGUACUUUAUAAACGGUUAUGUGAUGAAUUCCGAGGGGAUGGCAAGGAGUAAGAAAUGAAGGGACUGUUGAGCACCCAACUGUUCAGUUUUGUUUUUCACCAUAAUGAUUUAAUGUCAUGCUUGCCUCUCUCUUUGCUUCCAUUUGUGUUGGUCAUAUUUGUGUUGUUUCUUUGCUCAAAUCUGCUACUUUGAAUGCUCCUGUGACUGAGACUUAUUCUCUGUUGACUCAUGUGCCUUUUGCAAGAACUGGAUGGAAUUAAGAAAAAGUACAUCUCUUCUCAGAGGUAGUGUGGAAGACAUGUGAGCGACAUAUGACCAUCUAAGCUUUUGGAAGGCCAGACACUAUAAAUACAUACAGAAUUAUUUUUAUUCUUCCUUUAAAAAUUGCUGAAUGAGUGUAAAUGUGUAAACAUGAAAUUGUGUUGAGGACAGGCUUUAAAGUGAUCAGGAGGCUGGUCAAUUACAAGUCUUUUUUUUUUUUC
Oryctolagus cuniculus (rabbit) is the source of this 3959-nucleotide messenger RNA. NCBI's taxonomy places the organism in Eukaryota, Metazoa, Chordata, Mammalia, Lagomorpha, Leporidae. The record is from RefSeq and is a predicted model, not a curated record.